Candida dubliniensis CD36 is the source of this 234-nucleotide messenger RNA. RefSeq names its product Dad4p (gene DAD4). Lineage: Eukaryota; Fungi; Ascomycota; Pichiomycetes; Serinales; Debaryomycetaceae. Gene Ontology annotation, biological process: attachment of spindle microtubules to kinetochore. Bases 1 to 234 code for a protein of 77 amino acids. The transcript is spliced from 2 exons. Gene Ontology annotation, cellular component: mitotic spindle; DASH complex. The record is from RefSeq and is a predicted model, not a curated record.
AUGGAAAACCCUCAUGAACAGACACAUAAUGCAUUGUUGUCGAGGAUAAUUAAUAAUAUGGAAAGCUUGAAUGAAUCGGUGGUUGCGGUAAACAAAUCCUUACAACAAAUCAACAACAACAAUUUACAAACAGAAAUAUUGUCGCAGAUGUGGGAAAACUAUAUUCGGAACUCUGAGUACAAUUUAGAGGUGACCGGUUUGAAGAAGGAGCCAUUGUUUGAGAAGAGAGAAUGA